Saccostrea echinata is the source of this 1650-nucleotide messenger RNA. RefSeq lists its product as uncharacterized. The record is from RefSeq and is a predicted model, not a curated record. Gene Ontology annotation, cellular component: cytoplasm. The transcript has 13 exons. Gene Ontology annotation, biological process: protein ubiquitination. Lineage: Eukaryota; Metazoa; Mollusca; Bivalvia; Ostreida; Ostreidae. The coding region runs from base 1 to 1650 and encodes 549 amino acids. Gene Ontology annotation, molecular function: metal ion binding; ubiquitin-protein transferase activity.
AUGGAUUAUGCAUUGGAAUUUUCACAGCAAUACUGGAAACAGCAAGCACAUCUUGAAGCGAGAAAAAAUCGAGAACGAAGAUAUCAACAAGGAAGAGGACCAUGCAAUAUCUUUAUUCUAGAUACGUCCUCAAAUCUCGGGGAAGAGGGCUUCAUAAAAAUGAAAGAGACAUUCUGCACAAUCAUGGAUGAAUAUGCAAAACAUCCAGAGAUCGAUGAAAAUGUGGCUGUGUUGAUUUGUGGAAAAAUAACAACUUUCAAGCAUUAUUACUCUAAUCAGUACAAUCGAUUAAAGCUUUGUAUCGAUGAUGUCGAAUAUGGUGGACCUUGUCCUCUUACAGCAGCAUUUAUUUUGUCUGAGGGAGGAAUUUGUGAGGGUGCAGGCUACUCAAAGAUGACGGGGCAUUUUCACAUACAUCCACGUCUUAUUCUUAUUUCUUCUGGGAGACCUACGGAUUUUACCGCGAUGAAUGACUUUAAAAAUAUGGCAGCACAUAGCCCCGCUAAGGUGAGAGACCAUUUGUAUCAGAUGGCAAGAAAUAUAGGACGAUUCCAUCCAAUUUUUUGUAUUCCAGUCGGUAAACGUCCUGACAUGAAAAUUGCUGCAAUAUUAACAUUUUCAAAUACCUUCGAUAUACUAGAUAGAGGGACGGUAAUGCAGCUGAUGUCUCAAGCUAUGCCCGCGAGGGAAUUCACCGAAAUGGAUAAGGACGAUAUUUUCGAAAUUUGUUCAUUGAAAUCAGUAUUUAUAUCAAUGGAUGAGAUCCAAGCUGAGAAUGAAAAGAACGAGGAGCAAAAUCUCUUCCAAUUCAUGGAUCCCAGUAUGCCACCCUUAGGAAGUAGAGUUAAAAGAGGUCCAGAUUGGAUGUGGAAAAACCAGGAUCAACGCGGCCCCGGAACAGUAGUUGCACAUUCCGAUGAUGCUGGAUGGUUGAUUGUGCACUGGGACAUUGGCACUUCAGCAAGUUACAGAUAUGGAACAACUACUGCUGAAAAAGAUAAAUACGAUAUUGUUGUUUGCCUAGAACCACGAAUAUUACACAAUGAACUAAUUGCUGUUGGAUGUUUGGUAAGAAGAGGUCCAGAUUGGAAUUUUGGCGAUCAAGAUGGUGGAACAGGAAGUAUUGGUGCAGUGUAUAAAGUAAAACCAGACGGAGUUGUUGACGUUAGCUGGUCAAAUGGGAGCAAAGGAAACUACAAAUAUGGUUCAGAAGGAGAGUUUGACUUGACUUUAUGUGAUCCUUUCUCACCGGAGGCACAAAUUUAUUUGAAAGAGCAGAGGGGACGCGCUGCCUCUAAGCUUUCCAAAUCAUUACAGUAUAUCUAUUGCGAUGCUACAGCUGAAGACUGUGAUGGUACAGCAAACAGAAAAAUGGCUCAAAAUCACGAAGUGGCCAAAACAGUUUUAGUACUCAAAACACCGAAAGGACGAUAUUUUAAGAAUGACUCUAUAGAUGAUGACAUACAUUCGGAUAUAGAAGAAGAUUGUUCUGCUGUAGAGACACUAUCUCUUAAUUGUGAUCACUGGUUAUGGAAAGAUAAAGAUGGAAUCUGGAAUCAUUAUCCAAAGAAGAUAAAUGACAAAAUCAUGAAGUGCUACAAAAGAAGUCCUAAUUCUACUGUUGUGAUCUUAUUCAAAGAACAUCUGUAA